Molecule: messenger RNA, 1632 nt
Organism: Leptinotarsa decemlineata (Colorado potato beetle)
Lineage: Eukaryota; Metazoa; Arthropoda; Insecta; Coleoptera; Chrysomelidae
Product: CD180 antigen
Molecular function (GO): protein binding
Source: RefSeq, a predicted model, not a curated record
UAGGCUAAGCAUGAUUCGUGGGUGUCAAACAGAAAAUAGUCACUUCGAAACAAUUGAAUAUUAUGAAAAAAUUAAUCGGUGUUCGUGAAAAUUGAGAUGAUGUUGUGUUCAUUCUGUAGGAAGACUUUAAUUUGAAUAGUCCUUUCAACAAACCGUCAAUGAGACAGUAGUAUAUCAGUCUUUUCCAGUGAUCGAAUCGAGACAAAAAUGAUGAAAUAUUGAAGACUAGUGUUUUUUUCUGGAAGUUCCAGGUGUAUACCUGGAGAUUGAAAGUUUUUCUUGAUGUUACGUGUAGUAAUUUUGGCAGCCUUUGUUUGUCUAGCAGUUGGACAGUCGAACAAUACCAAAUUUCCAUUUUGUAAAUUAUGCAAAUGUGAAACGGAUGACGACGUAUCUGCUAAUGUUACUUGUACUACGGAUCAAAGAAAUUAUAUCUUUGAAAAUAGCUUCUGGUUUAAUCAGAGCACUAAUGAAUCGUACGCCUACAAUGCUUUGAAUUUUCAGAAUAAUCAGUUUUUGAAUUUGUCUUACGUUUUUCCCAAAUCAAAUCUGACCUAUUUAGAUUUAUCUAAUAAUGCCAUCUAUCGAAUAAGUGAUGGUGUUUUUCAAAAUCUACAAAAGAUGAUCACCUUGAUACUGAGUUACAAUGGUUUGGAAAUGAUUCAUCCUGAUGCUUUUAAGGGAGUUUAUAUGGAAGGGAUGCUGAUGCCUCUCCGAAGUCUAAAAGAAAUUCGAUUGGAUCACAAUAAACUUCAUACUCUGAAUCAGGAUCUAUUUGAACAUUGCACCGACAUUGAAAUAUUGGAUCUUAGUCAUAAUCCAAUCGAAACCAUCGAUCAUCACACCUUAUUAGCCAUAGACAGUUUGCCCAACUUGAGAGAGUUAUAUCUGCAAUAUACUGAAAUCAACACGUUGCCAGAAAAUAUGCUGCACACCCCCAAAUAUCUCAGGAUUCUAGAUUUAUCUGGAAACACACGAAUAGAUAAAAUUCCAAACACCUUAAUUCAAGCACGUAGUUUGGAAAAAUUUUAUUUGAAUAAUACUGGUUUUGUUAAUUUAACUGAGGAUAACGGAUUUCCAGAAAUUCCAUCUCUGAAAACUCUGCACUUGUGCCGUAAUCAACAUUUGAGUGUUAUAGGCCAACACUCCUUGAGCAAGUUGACUGGUUUGGAAGAAUUGCGUCUCAGUUACAACAUUGAUUUGAGCAGUAUCCAUCCAAAGGCGUUAGCCAGAUCACUUAAUGGUGGCGCAGUAUGGCCACCAAUCAAAAAGUUCUAUAUUGAGUUCAACAAAAUUGCCUAUUUAGAUAGCGAUAUAUUAUCCAGAUGGGAUACUUUGAGUGGUCUAGAUAUAAGAGAAAAUCCGUGGACAUGUGAAUGCGAAAAUAGAUGGUUGAUAGAGGACCUGUUAGAAUAUUAUUUGAAAAUUGAUGAGGAAGGAGCAAAGAAAGUUAUGUGUGCUGCACCAAUUGAAAUGAAAUCCUUCAGUUUCUAUAAUUUGUAUGAGAAAAAAAGUCAUUUGAGGUGUUUAGAUUUAUAUGGUGCCAGGCCAGAAAGAGACGGUCCUAUGCUUGUUGGAAUAUUGGCAGGUAGGUACCUGGUUUGUAUUAUGGGAUGAUUCCACAUCCUAAAA